CCCAGUUUACCCAAACCUCAACUACUGUAAUUCCCGCACAUAAACCUCGAAUCCCCUAAACAUUGCACUCCACAUCAUGGCCGAAUUGACCUCACCCAUCCGCAUCGGUGGCCUCGAGCUACACCACCGAGUAGUAAUGGCCCCAUUAACCCGCAAUCGCGCCGACGCCCAACAUGUCCCGCUCCCUAUAUCCCGCGACUACUAUGCACAGCGCGCCUCCGUCCCCGGUACCCUGAUCAUCACCGAAGGCACAUUCAUCUCCGCUCGCGCCGGGGGCAUGGGCCAUGUUCCCGGGAUCUGGAGCGAUGAUCAAAUCGCCCAAUGGAAGAUCAUCACUUCCGCCGUCCACAGCCAGCGCAGCUUCAUCUUCUGCCAACUCUGGGCGCUAGGCAGGGCCGCCAAGCCAGACGUCCUCCAGAAAGAAGGCGGAUACCGCGUAGUCUCAAGCGGAGACAUCCCCAUGAGCGAAUCCAGUCCCACGCCAACCCCAUUAACCGAGGAAGAAAUAUCCGAAUAUAUCACCGACUACGUGCGCGCAGCGCAGAACGCCAUUGCCGCUGGGUUCGACGGCGUCGAGAUCCACGGCGCGAACGGCUACCUUCCCGACCAGUUCACACAAUCCGUGAGCAAUAAUCGCACCGAUCGAUGGGGCGGUAGCAUCGAGAAUCGCUCCAGGUUUGGUCUCGCUAUCGCGAAAGCCGUGGCGGAUGCCAUUGGACCCCAUAGGACCGGGUAUCGCAUUAGUCCUUGGAGUACCUUCCAGAGCAUGCGGAUGUCUGAUCCCCGACCGCAAUUUACGCAUCUUGUGCGUGGCCUGGCGCAGUUGAACUUGGCUUAUUUGCAUGUGGUGAGGCCACGGAUUUCGGGGUCAACGACAGUGGAGCAUGAGACUGAAGAGGAGGAUGAGUCGUUUCUCUAUGAGGCGUUUGGGGAUAGGGGGGCUAUUAUUCUCGCGGGCGGGUUUACGGCCCAGACGGCUACUGAGGCCCUCCGGGCGCAUCCCGGGUAUCGUGUCGCCAUUGCCUUUGGGAGACAUUUCUUAGCGAAUCCGGACUUGCCGUUCAGAUUGAGAGAGGGGCUGCCGCUUAAUCAGUAUGAUCGGCCGACGUUUUAUACGCCCAUGUCGCCGAAGGGGUAUGUUGAUUAUCCGUUUAGUGAAGGUUUUAGUCCUUCUCAGGGGAAGUUGUAGCGAGGCUGCAAACGAAGGCGAAUAGAUGUAUCCUCUCGAAUUUUCAGCAUUGUCAGCAUGUUCUCUGCACUAUACACCUCAUUAUAACUUUCUCCGCAAUACUUUCCGUCAAGC
Aspergillus piperis CBS 112811 is the source of this 1303-nucleotide messenger RNA. Its product is annotated as alkene reductase. The coding region runs from base 77 to 1189 and encodes 370 amino acids. The record is from RefSeq and is a predicted model, not a curated record. Lineage: Eukaryota; Fungi; Ascomycota; Eurotiomycetes; Eurotiales; Aspergillaceae. The transcript has a single exon. Gene Ontology annotation, molecular function: NADPH dehydrogenase activity; FMN binding.